Molecule: messenger RNA, 2810 nt
Organism: Vigna unguiculata (cowpea)
Lineage: Eukaryota; Viridiplantae; Streptophyta; Magnoliopsida; Fabales; Fabaceae
Gene: HCF243
Product: Serine/Threonine-kinase pakA-like protein
Source: RefSeq, a predicted model, not a curated record
GCAACAAGACCCUACCCUACACUCUAGCCACAGUGGGUUACAUUUUGAUAAAGACAAACAGCAUUUCGUCAUCUUCCAUUAAACACUUUCCUCUCUCUCAGUAUCUCUCUCUCUCUCAUUCUAUCGGACACACUCUCACUCACAAAUAGUAGCCACCUUGCAAUCUGUUACUGAGGAUAAUAGGCCACUCCACCUCACAACCAAGCAACGCUAAGCAAUCUUUCAUUUAUUGACUGUGCUUUUAUAGAGCUACCAUCCCAAAAAAUCAACUCUUGUGUCACACAAUGGCCAUGGCAUGACUUGGCAAGUGUUAUUCUGAAACCAAAUAAAAAGAAAAAAGAAAAAAAUGGAGACAGAUAGAGAGAGACCCCAUCGCAGCACAAGUAGCAAUAGCAGUAGCACAAGCGAGUUGUUUGUUUGCUUCACUUCCCGUUUGUCCUCUUCAUCCAUGAAGCUCUCUUCUAAGUCCAUUCUCAGCCCAAGCCGCAGCAGAGACCCUCCUCAGAUUUCCCUCUCUUCUUCCGUCAGCAGGAGGCUCAAGAGCAAUGGCAGCAUGAAGGGAGGCCAAGCCUCUCCCAUGUUCCCAACUGCUGGCAAGAGAAGAGGGUGUGGCUUUGAGAACCCUGAACCUUCUUCUCCCAAAGUCACUUGCAUUGGCCAGGUGAGGGUCAAGACCAAGAAGCAAGGGAAGAAGAUAAGGGCAAGGUCUAAGAGGAGAGGAGAGGCUAGCUUUAGGAAGGGUGAACAAGGUGGUGCAAAUGCCAAUGGAAAUGCAAAUCCUAAUGCAGAUCUAACUAGACAAAACAGCCAAGGGUUUCAGCAUCACCAGAACUGCUUGAAGCAUCGGAAUCAGAGAUGGGUGCAUCUCCCCUUGACAAUAUGUGAGGCCUUGAGAGAGUUCAGCUGCUUCUUUCCUUGCAGGUCUUCUUGCAUGUCAAGUGAGAAGGAGAAGGAAAAGGGUGGUGGAGUGGAAGGAGGAGGACUUGUGAGAGAGGGUUCGUGUGGGAAUGGACUUGGAAGGUGGCUGGUGGCUUUGCAGGAUGGGGAUGGGAAGGGAAGGGGGAUUGAGUUAGUGAUGGAGGAAGAAAUGGAGGAUGGAAGAGAGAGAGGUGAGAGGAGCCGCAGCCAGAGGAGGCAUGUGUUUGAGGACAUUGAUGUUGAUUUGGUGGUUGGAGAGGAAGAAGAGAAGAAGAAUGAUGAGGUGGUGGGAGAGGAAGAAGAGAAAGCAAGAGUUAGCAUAUGUAUUCCUCCCAAAAAUGCUCUUUUAUUGAUGAGAUGCAGAUCUGAUCCAGUCAAAAUGGCAGCUCUGGCUAACCGUUUUUGGGAAUCACCUGUUCACAAAACCAAAUGUCAAGAAGAAGAAAAAGAAGGGGAAGAACAUGAUGAAGAAGACAUUGUGGAUGAAGAUGAACAAGAAGUAGAAGAUGAUGACACACAGCAACCCAUCAAAGUGAAAGAGGAUGAGCAACAAGUAGAAGUAGAAGAAGAAGAAGAAGAAGAAGUUGAAAGAGAAACCAUAGAAGAUACCAUUUGCCAAAGAGAAACAGAAACUAUGGUGGUGGUCAGUGAAGAAGAAGAAGAAGAAGCCGGGAAGGAAAGCUAUGAAGUUGAAAGCGUAGGAAACAUAGAAAGCAGAGAGUUUCAUGAAGUAAAAGAAGAGGAAGAAAAGAGUGACCAAGAAGCAAAUGAAAAUGCCAUCGAAAAAGGUGAAACUUUAACACAUUCUGAAGCUCAUUCAGAUCUCCACAACCUUAAAACCGAAGGAAAAGAGGUUAAUCUCCAAGAGGCUAUAGAAGUGAGAGAAAACAACGAAAGCUCAGAACUUUCUUCCACCCCAGAAACGUUCACAGCUUCAGAACCCACCCCAGAAACGUUCACAGCUUCAGAACCGGAAAACGACGACGGAGAGCCAGAAACGGAAGCAGUGACGACCGAAACUUCAGAAGGGUCAACGGAGGAGGAAGAAGAGAAAGUGACUACGGAGACCGAAACGCAAGAGCCGACCCGAGACCCGAAUUCGGAUCCACAGUCAAAGGAGCGAGAAAAUGGGUCAAAAUGCGAAGAUAGAGAAAGGGAAACGUUGCCGGAGUGCUUGUUACUGAUGAUGUGCGAGCCCAAGCUGUCAAUGGAGGUGUCCAAGGAAACGUGGGUUUGCAGCACCGACUUCAUACGGUGGCUACCGGAGAGACCUGCCGCCGCAGGCGGCGGCAAAAGGCUGAAUGGAGAGACCUUUACAAAGACCAAGCCGAAGCCGAAGCCUUCUCCACCGCUGAUGCAGCCGCCACGGUCGUCGUGUUCGUUCCCGGCGAUGGGCGGUGCCGCCGGAGUGUCAAUGGCGACAAUGAUUGAGCAGAAGCUGGUGGGGUCGAAAUCAGGUAAUGGGUACGAGCCGUUUGUGCUCACGCGCUGCAAGUCGGAGCCGAUGAGGUCAUCGGCUAAGCUAGCUCCGGAGGCUUGCUUUUGGAACAACAGGAAGCUUGAGCCGCAUCCACCCGCCGCUCAGCUUGGGGUCGGCGCGCCGGCUGGUGUUGGAUUUUGAUUUUCAUUUUAAUUCUCUCUUCCUGAAAACUCUCAAAUUUCUUUUUUUUUUUAAUUGACAGAAUAAUCAACUGUUGUUAUUAUUAUGUGUAGAUUACUGCUAAACUUUGGGCUGCUUUGUUAAACUAGGAUUUUGAUUAUACUCCUAUUUUGCUGUUUUUAGAAUGUAAUCCUUUGUAUAAAUAGUUUUAGUGAUGGUAUUUGUUUUGGGGUCCAUUAUUACUCGUUAGUGAAGUUAUAAUAAGAGUUUUAAUUUACCUGUGCAGUGUUAA